ACGGGCAAUGUUACGUGAUGGGUGCAAACUUGGCAUAAGUGUGUGGAGCAUUGUACUCAUGGCAGCAGGUGAGACGCGAGCUGCGGAUUUGGCCCUCGCCGCCUUUACACAGGCGAAAGAUGCCCUUGGUGAUGGCAGCCACGCCUUGGACCGCCGCGGGAAUGAGUACCUGCUGCAGACUGCCAUUAAUGCACUAUCCAGAUGCCAGGUUCCUCGCUUUGAGGAGGAAUACCUUCAGCCGUGCCACGACCAGCAGCUGAUGCACUGCACGAACGAGUUCUAUUUCUGUGCGCUCCUGCAACAUGCACAUAACUCCAUGGACCCUGCUAACGGGGCAGAGGAGGUUUUGCGCAGGAUGAAAGAAAAGGGGACUCCUCUCACCACCCGGAUCAUCUCUAGGCUAAUGAAGAUAUAUCUGCGUAUCGAGUCACCCAAGCUACUGGAGCUGUAUCAGCAUGCCACGCAACAGCUUGGAACCUUUAGGUCGUCGUGGCUUGACGAGUUGUUAUUGUGGGCCGAUCGACGUCGCUACGAACUCACCCAUGGGGAAAGAAAAUAUAUAUUGGAUGAAGUGCAACGCGUUCACGGCAUAAAGGGCACGCAGGGCGACCUCGGCGGACUACGCACACAGUACGCACUUUUGAAAUACGACUAUGAAUAUUCUCCGCUUGAGGUCUUUGCCUCUACAUCCUAUCCACCAGAGACGGAGCCGACCAUACUGGACUCACGUGUUCACUUUCUUCUCAAACACCCUCAUUGUGUAGCACAUAACAUAGAGAAAUGGCGCAACGGCUGCACCUUUUGGAUCAACAAUACAGUUGGCGAUGAAGAGAAAGCGCAGCGAUUUCUGCGCCUUUCAUUACUCACAAAUGAGGGUGCAACCACAACAAAUGGAGAGAUAAAACCCGAAGAAUUCCGCUUGUACAUGGGACGCAUGCUUGAGGCUUUACAAAAAAGUAACAACUGUGUCGUAUAG
Trypanosoma cruzi is the source of this 976-nucleotide messenger RNA. RefSeq lists its product as uncharacterized. The annotation marks the transcript as partial. The record is from RefSeq and is a predicted model, not a curated record. Lineage: Eukaryota; Euglenozoa; Kinetoplastea; Trypanosomatida; Trypanosomatidae. The transcript has a single exon.